CGGAUAACAGUCGACGAAUUGGUGCAGAUAUCGGUCGCCAUAUACGCGCUGUUGGGUUGUAAUGUCUCCCCGGCCUAUGACAUGAAGACCUGCGAAGAGCACGCGAACAAAGUAUUUGAAAGGCUGGACGUCCACAAGAAUGGCUAUAUUACGUACGACCAGUUUAUGGAGAUUUGCCUUAAAGACGAGACUAUCAUCAGAUCGAUGCAAUUCCUCGACACGACUGGAUUGCAAUGAGAGAUAGAAAUGAAUGAAAAAUUUAUUUCAUGUGACGAAUGGAUGGAUAAAAUUGUUUGUGAGAGCGAACCGAAAAAGGGAUGGAUAGCCGAGCAAUAGCCGUGUCAUCCCAUCUCAACCACUCAUCUAUUGAUUCAAAAAUAUUGUCACACUUUUUAAUAUCCGAUAUUUCAGUGGAAAAAGGUUUACGACAUAUAAAAAAUUGUUUUUUCUCUCACGCUCUCUGAGAAUAUCGCUAACACUAGACUCGACUGAAAAAAAAAUUAAAUUUAUAACUUUUUUUUGUAGAAAAAACAACUGAACUUUUAGCGAACAAAAUAUUAUCAUACAUACAGUUAAAUGAGAAUGAAUUUUAUGAAUACAAUUGAGUAAAUAAUUUAUGGCUUUAGUGCUUAUCGGACACGAGAUUUACAUAAAGAUAAAUAUUAAAUCCCAAAUAAAUAACUUUAGUUUUUUGUUUUAAAUAACAAAACAAAACAAAACGAUUGGAUGUGAACUGAAAAGACUCGGAAUUAAUUCAUAGCUCAGCGAACGGACACAAAUAAUUCGCUCAAAUCAUUAUGAGAUACACAAAACUUUUUUUGUUAUAUACUAUUAAUAGUAAUCAUACGUAACUUAUAUAAAUGUUUUGAUCACAAAGUUUACUUACAAUUAAUUGUAAUAUUAUUUUUCUUUGACUUCGUUCACCCGCUAAUAUCAUUAAUACCGUAUAUAAAUGUAUAAUGCAUGCGAUAUGUAAUGAAAAAAUUAACAGCAAAUAAGGCACCAGUUUUUGUAUAUUUGAUGGUAAAAACUCAUCAAAUAUUUAUUAUGUAUGUAUCGCGGGAUAUGAAAGAAAAAUAUUAGGAGUUAUAAAUGCAGUACAUUUGGUAAACCUUUUUUAGUUAUCAAAAAACAUAUUAUUGCCCUAAUAUUAAGCCAGGAAUUUUAGAGAAAAACAAAAACAAAUAUUUAUUAAUUACUUAUAAAAAGAUUAUUAUUAUUAUUAUAUAUAUUUAUGUUUCAUGCCAUUAUUAUACAGAACUCU
Molecule: messenger RNA, 1264 nt
Organism: Oppiella nova
Lineage: Eukaryota; Metazoa; Arthropoda; Arachnida; Sarcoptiformes; Oppiidae
Source: the annotation of a GenBank genome assembly